Durio zibethinus is the source of this 1107-nucleotide messenger RNA. Its product is annotated as transcription factor MYB1-like. NCBI's taxonomy places the organism in Eukaryota, Viridiplantae, Streptophyta, Magnoliopsida, Malvales, Malvaceae. The record is from RefSeq and is a predicted model, not a curated record.
UAGGCAAUAUCUCUAUAUAAACACGAAACACUGACCCCCCAUUCACUAGGAAACAUCUGCCAACUUUUGAUAGGGAGUUAUUUUGGGAACUUCUCAUCAAUACAAGCUCUAGCUUGGACAUUGAGAGUUGAGAGAGACAAGUUGCAAAAGGAUAGAUCACAGCAAAGAAUGGGCAGGAAACCUUGUUGUUCAAAAGAGGAGGGACUGAAUAGAGGAGCUUGGACAGCCAUUGAAGACAAAAUCCUCAUUGAUUUCAUCAAGGCUCAUGGUGAAGGAAAAUGGCGAAGCAUUCCUAAAGCAGCUGGUUUAAAGAGAUGUGGGAAGAGUUGCAGACUUCGUUGGCUGAACUAUUUGAGACCUGAUAUCAAGAGAGGCAACAUUACACGAGAUGAAGAAGAUCUCAUCAUCAGACUCCACAAACUGUUGGGCAACAGAUGGUCCCUGAUAGCGGGGAGACUUCCAGGGCGAACAGACAAUGAAAUCAAGAAUUAUUGGAACACAGUUUUAUCGAAGAGGGCGCAAGUGAAAGAAUUCAAUCAUAUUAAUAAAAAUGAAGAGAAACAAAGAAUCAUCAACUGUUCCAGAAAGGCCCCAACAGGUUCAGGUGUUAUCCAUGCUAAGGCAGAACGUUGCACCGAGGUCUUCAUAAGCCCAAAACAGCAAAUAAUGAUUGGAAAAGAUGACAAUGAUAUUGUCCAUACAGUUCCAUCCACUGAUGCCAAGUUGGUGCAUGAAACUGCUGUUGAAUCCGAAUCCAGGGAUGGGUCAUUUACAUUGCUUUCAUCCAAGGAAGAAAAUCCUUCAUCAAAGUUUAGUAUGGAUUUUGGCAUAGGAGAAAUCAGCAUUUCAGAAGCUCUUGCUUCUGAUGACCUUACACAGCUUAGUGACUUUGAUCUUUGUGAUAUGAACAGUACUGUGAUUUAUGAAUAUGGGACAAACGAUUGUGGUCAAGCACUUUUGCCACCGCAGCUAAUGGUGGAAAAUUGGAGCGGCAAUGAUUGUGUAGAACUUGAAGCAAACUUGGAUUCAGAUUUUGGAUUUUUGGCUGCUUUUCUUGAGUCCACUGAAGACUUGACAUUCUGAGCAUUGUUAUCAAUUCAAAUUGGA